This is a messenger RNA of Sorex araneus (European shrew), 1374 nucleotides long. It is a transcript of the gene CBY2, whose product is annotated as chibby family member 2. The transcript has 3 exons. The record is from RefSeq and is a predicted model, not a curated record. NCBI's taxonomy places the organism in Eukaryota, Metazoa, Chordata, Mammalia, Eulipotyphla, Soricidae. Bases 1 to 1374 code for a protein of 457 amino acids.
AUGUCACCUCUGGAAUGUUCGGAGUGUUUGGGUGACCAGCCUCAGCACAGAACCUACACCUGGCACCUUACACUGUACACAAAGUCAAAUUUUACAAGCAAGAGAGAUACCAGAUCUGAAAACCUAGAAAUUCCAAUCAAUGUGAUUCUACCUCAGAGGGGCACAGCCGAGCCUUUCCUGAGGCUCCACAACUUGUACCCCACCCCACGCUGCUCCAGGCAGGCUGCCCUGCCCAGGCUGAGCCGCCGGGUGGCCAGCCAGCACUCCUACCCGCUGAACCGCUUCUCCUCCGCGCCCUUGGACCCCAUGGAACGGCCCACCUCCCAGGCCGACCUGGAGCUGGAUUACAACCCUCCCCGGGUGCAGCUCAGCGACGAGAUGUUCGUCUUCCAGGACGGCCGCUGGGUGAACGAGAGCUGCCGCCUGCAGUCCCCUUACUUCUCUCCGACCUCCUCCUUCCACCACAAGCUGCACCACAAGAGGCUGGCCAAGGAGAUCAUGCUGCAGGAGGAGAACAAGGCCCUGCGCGAGGAGAACAAGGCCCUGCGCGAGGAGAACAAGACCCUCCGCAAGGAGAACAAGAUCCUGCAGGUCUUCUGGGAGGAGCACAAGGCCAGCACGCUGAGCCGGGAGGGGAGCAGGGCGUCCUCCCCGCGGCUGCACAAGGACGGCACCGCCGUGGAGGUGGCCAAGAAGGACAACGCGGUGAUGCAGGCGCACCGCAGCAAGGACAACAACACGCUGGAGCUGCUCCGGGAGGAGAACCGCGCGCUGCAGCAGCUGCUGGAGCAGAGGAAGGCCUACUGGGUGCAGACCGAGGAGAAGCUGGCGCCCGCCGAGGAACACAAGGACUUCUCCGGCCACGAGGAGUCGCGCUGCCCCAGCUUGCCGGACCAGGGCCCCAGCCACGCGUCCCCGUUUGAAGAGCCCAAGGGCCCCUCGAGCCCGCAGGAGGAUUCCAAGACCCUCUAUGCCCUGCGGGAGAUGGUCAACAACCUGUCGGGGUCCGCGGUGGAGGAGGACGGGAAGAAGGGCCAGGGCGCGCAGGACAGCAGCCAGUCCUUGCAGCUGCUCCGAGAGAUGAACCAGGCGCUGCAGGCGCUGCGGGAGGAGAACCAGAACCUGCAGAUUCUCCGCGAGGAGAACCGGCUGCUGCAGGAGGAGAACCGGGCCCUGCACGUGCUGCGCGAGGAGCACCGGCUCUUCCAGGAGGAGAACAAGGCGCUGUGGGAGAACAACAAGCUGAAGCUGCAGCAGAAGCUGGUCAUCGACACGGUGACCGAGGUCACCGCCCGCAUGGAGAUGCUCAUCGAGGAGCUCUAUGCGUUCAUGCCGGCUAAGAACAAGGACCCCAAGAAACCCAGCAGGGUCUGA